AUGGCAGAAUCCUCUCCUGGUGACCAGGAGAUCUACUGCCUAUGCAGGGGGAUAUUCAGCGGUCAAGCUGCUGAGAUGAGAAACCCCAAGAAAAUUAAAAAUCUUUCGUUCGGGGAACGCAAGCUUGUCCUCAACUUGAAGAGACUACUCGAGGCCAGAAUCUUCGAGUCGGAUACACGGGCUAAGGCCGAGUUCCCGGCGCUUUUCCCUGCCUCGCCGCCUCAUUAUGAUACGCAGCCGGAAGAGUCCGAAGCAGAUGCUGCCGAUGCUGCAAAGGCGCGCUUGGACGAGCUUUCUGGGGGCGAGGACGUCAGCGAGACGGAGGAGAAAGAGAAAGAGGAUGUACGCGGAGAGACAAAGGCUCAGAGGCCAGGAGACACCGAGGCACCCGCCAACUCCUCUCAUGAUGCUAGUCCUGCUCCCAUCAAGUCAACAAGCGAAUUCAUCCCGGUGCCGUCCCUACAACCAUGUUAUCUCCCCUAUAACGCGCAACACGUCGUCCUCAACGCAACUCAACGAAUCCUCGAAGAAUGCUGCUUCGAUUUCGGAACCCGUUGGCUUCCCGACGCCAUUGCAGAGAGGGGCUGGGAAUGUGCCUCGGCGGCCGAACUGACACACUGGGGUCGCAUCUUCCAGAAGACAGGCCCCAGGCUCUCGGAGAUCUCUUCCGACGCUUUGAGCAUCGAAGCGUCUUCACUGCAAAAGGUGUAUAACCGGGCAAAAAGGCUGAGGAAUACCGCCGUGCACAGGGAGAAAAAGACGGGGCGGGGAACCGUUCAGUUACUUCACUCAGCCCAGAAGCUGGCCGAGGCGCUUCGAGAUUAUCCUCGCGCGGCACAACUCGAAGAGCUGAAAAGGGAGACGGAGGAAAAGAUCAACGAUAUGGAGUUCAGGAGCACCUUGCUCAAGCUUAGCACGAUUGUGAGACUGCAGGAAAUAAGUCAGCAACGGGAAGAGUUGGGCAGCCAACAACAGAAACUCAUUGACGAAAUGUUGAAGCAACACAGUGACAACAACCGUGUUAUAGGGCGUCUUCUUGAGGAUACCGUACAGCAAAUCUUGGAAAGAAGGACCAACUUGACCAAGUUGACCGAGACUGAGGAGGCUGCGGAGGCUGAGGACGCGGAGGGAGCUGAGGGAGCUGAGGGAGCUGAGGAAUCUGAGGAAUCUGAGGAACCUGAGGAACCUGAGGAACCUGAGGAGUCGUUCAAUAGGAUGAGCUUUGGGCAAUGCCUGGUACUCUGA
Messenger RNA from Sodiomyces alkalinus F11, 1245 nucleotides. RefSeq lists its product as hypothetical. NCBI's taxonomy places the organism in Eukaryota, Fungi, Ascomycota, Sordariomycetes, Glomerellales, Plectosphaerellaceae. The transcript is spliced from 3 exons. The record is from RefSeq and is a predicted model, not a curated record. The coding region runs from base 1 to 1245 and encodes 414 amino acids.